GAGCUGGGAUAUUUUGCCGUGGCGGAUAAAACCCAGCUAGCCCGCGCCACGGACACGGAUAUCUUCGCCGCCCUCAGCCCCUCAGCGUCGCGAGCUCUCGCCAUGGCGCUCCCCCUCGCCCGCCUCCUCCCCGCGCCCCCCGCCUGCCAGAGCCAGCCCCCGCUUGGCCUGCGCUUCCCCACGCGCCACGUCUCCUUCGCUGCCUGCUCCCGCGGUCACCGCGCCGCCUUCACUUUCGCUGCCCGCGCGGCCGCUAGUGCCCCCGCGGCCCCGGCCCCGGAGGCGGUGGCGGAGGAGAAAGUGGAGCCGAGGACGCGGCUCGUCGCGCAGAACAUCCCGUGGGACUGCACGGCCGAUGACAUGCGCGCGCUCUUCGAGAAGCACGGCUCCGUCGUCGGCGUUGAGCUUUCAAUGUACAAUGCCAGUAAAAACAGAGGGUUGGCAUUUGUAACGAUGGGUUCAGAAGAGGAGGCUUCUGCAGCUCUCAACAAUCUCAAUUCAACUACUUUAAAUGAUAGAAAAAUCAAGGUGGACUUUGCGCAACCUAGAAAGAAGCAACCUAAGCAAGUUAAGCAACCUGUUGUGGUAUCAGAUAGCACGGAAAAGUACAUUCUGUUUGUCGGAAAUUUGACAUGGAGAGUUAGAAAUCGGCACCUUCGUGAAUUAUUUGCCUCGACCCCAGGUGUCCUAUCAGCUGAAGUUAUCUUUCAUACCACUACACCAAGGCGAUCCGCUGGUUAUGCAUUUGUUUCUUUUUCUUCGAAAGAGGAUGCAGAGGCUGCCAUAUCUACUUUAAAUGGACAGAAUUUGAUGGGACGGCCCAUUAAUGUGAUGUUCAAAGAAGAAAGUGCUAAGAAGAAUGAAUCUUCUGUCCCAAAGGAAGAGGUGUCCGAGGUGGAAUCAUCUGAGCAGAGUGAUAGCUAAACACUAACCUUUCAGAGAAUCAAGAAAAGUGAAAUGAAUUGAUCUGUGGUUAUAUAUUCUGACCCAUGGGAUGCCGUAUUGUCACUCCGUUUUGCUGGUUCAGGGUCAGGGCUCAUCAAUUUUGAAAUACGUGCUCUGUAAGUUCUCCGGUUGAUAUCUGUAACAUUUGGAGGUCAGGAAUGCUGGGAGCACGCAAAUAUCACGCAAACGGCUGACGUACUUGACUGCAGUUUUUGUCUGUGAUGAAAUGUUCCGUUUGGAACAUACCAGAUAGAAAUUUGGCCGGUCAGAAAUACUGUUCUUCCCGGUUAGUGGGAUUGAAGGGUUUGGGGAUUAGGCUCAUAAUUUAGUGAGGGGCCAUGAAAGGAAGGGUUAAAAUGCCCAGGCUCGAACUAGACGGUGCCAUCCGCGUGGAUGAGUCUGAGGAGCUCCUUCACUGACUUGUUAAACCAGAUAUUUGUUUGUCUUCAAACCCCUCCUACUCCCUCCGCCCCAAAAGAAAUGCAACUCUCGCGAUAAGUCAAAUA
Panicum virgatum (switchgrass) is the source of this 1451-nucleotide messenger RNA. RefSeq names its product 28 kDa ribonucleoprotein, chloroplastic-like. The record is from RefSeq and is a predicted model, not a curated record. Gene Ontology annotation, molecular function: mRNA binding. The coding region runs from base 103 to 924 and encodes 273 amino acids. Gene Ontology annotation, cellular component: cytosol. NCBI's taxonomy places the organism in Eukaryota, Viridiplantae, Streptophyta, Magnoliopsida, Poales, Poaceae. The transcript has 5 exons.